This is a messenger RNA of Lodderomyces theae, 1161 nucleotides long. RefSeq names its product galactose-responsive transcription factor (gene GAL4). Gene Ontology annotation, biological process: positive regulation of transcription from RNA polymerase II promoter by galactose. Gene Ontology annotation, molecular function: zinc ion binding; DNA-binding transcription factor activity, RNA polymerase II-specific; RNA polymerase II cis-regulatory region sequence-specific DNA binding. NCBI's taxonomy places the organism in Eukaryota, Fungi, Ascomycota, Pichiomycetes, Serinales, Debaryomycetaceae. The coding region runs from base 1 to 1161 and encodes 386 amino acids. The transcript has a single exon. The record is from RefSeq and is a predicted model, not a curated record. Gene Ontology annotation, cellular component: nucleus.
AUGUCCACCAACAGCCAGUUAUUCACCAACGACCCCUUGUCCUCGUGCAACAACAACAACAACAAUAACAAUAACAACAACAACAACAACGACAACAACAACAACAACACGGUCUCCACCAAUGACGAGAGUUCCUCCUCAACCAACCCAAUCAUAGAGCAAGCUUGUGAUUCUUGUCGAAAACGCAAACUCAAGUGCUCCAAAGAAUACCCUCGUUGCUCAAAAUGUAUCCAACACAAAUGGUGUUGUUCAUAUUCACCAAGAACAGUGAGACUGCCAUUGACUAGGGCUCAUUUGACUGAAGUAGAAACAAAAUUGAGUAAAAUGGAGGACAUUUUCCAUCACUUGUUGCCAGAAUACGACUUGGAUGACGUUUUAAACAAUUUUGCCAAUUUCGAAGAACGAUUAAAGCCCGCAAAGGAUAGAUUGAGUGAGGGAAAUGAUGGGAGCAAGAUGAAUUUCAAUCAGGCCUCCACACAUACUGAAUUUGACCAACUCGUAAAGAGAGAGUUUGACAAUUACAGAUUACAACAACGUCAACAGGUACAACAGCGCCUCCCACAGGCGCAAUCACAAACCCCCCCACAAGCACCGCCACCACCACCAACUCCACAAGCUCCUCCACCACAACACCAAAACAUGUCAAUACCUAGGAAACGCUCGUCUUGUUAUGGGUUCCCAACCCAACCCCACUCGCUAGCUCAAUCGCCAAUCUACGAGGACGAAUUGUUUUCAACUUUUCCACUUCAGCAAUCAAAAUCACAUCCUGUUGAAUCCCAGUUUGACUUUUCAAUUGACAAAUCGAAACUAAAACAAGAGAUUAUUGAUGAUUUCCUUUUGAAUAACAUUCCCACCAAUUGCUCCUCCAGCAACUCCGUUCCAAACUCACUAUUCAACAAGAACACCACUAGAUUGAGUAGCCACAAUCUGUCAAAAAAGCUCCAUAAUGACUUAUCAUCUUACCUCACCACCAACGAAAACAGUUUAUUAACAUCACCUUCCUCAAUACUAAGUCUAAACUCAAUGAACAAUGAGGACCUUGAUACAAUUCCAAGCAAUAAAAAAGUGAAACUCGAGAAGGAUGAAUUUUAUGGACCAGAAGUAAACAUUAUGCCAAUGGACAAUGCCAAUAGCGGCAACUGGCUUUCGCUUGACUUUUAA